AUGCAAGCUACUAUACCAUUAAUUGAUCAAGCAACAUCCCCAUUGAUUGAUAACAAUAAGGAACCAAAUUUAAAGUCUCCUCAAGUAUUUCAGCAAAAUGAAGAGCCAAAUAGUGACAAAUCGAUUUCUACUUUGUUAACGCCAUCUUCCUAUUUGCAACAAUCGACAGAUCUUAGCAGCAGUGGUCAGUUGGAUGAAGCUAAAGCUAUUUCAUUAUUUUCAAGGCAUGGAAAUCGUGUUGUUGUCUAUAAUAUUUCUUCAGAUGGUGGAAUUGUUACGAAGCAACAGAAAGCUAAAUUUUUUAACAAUUAUUCCACUUCAUCAGAAAAGUCAAAUACUGACAAUUGUGACGAUGAAAUUGAAUCAAUUUCAAUAAGCGAUAUACGUUCCAAAAAUACUCCACAGAAUGGGCACAAAAAAUUUGGAUGUGUGGAUUCUUCAAAAUUAGAUUUGACUAAUCUUAAGGAAUUAACGGAAGAAGAUUGCGAGUCUAUUGCGCUAAAGAACGUAUUGGAAGAAAAGACUCCAACUAAAGCAGGAGCAAGGCGUGCGAAAAUAUUUAAAAUUGGAAUGGAUGAAGAAGAAGAACCAUCGACCUUAAAUCAAAUAACACCAAUUCCAAACAAUUUUGAAUUUAGCUCAUGA
Molecule: messenger RNA, 645 nt
Organism: Meloidogyne enterolobii
Lineage: Eukaryota; Metazoa; Nematoda; Chromadorea; Rhabditida; Meloidogynidae
Source: the annotation of a GenBank genome assembly